Empidonax traillii (willow flycatcher) is the source of this 1239-nucleotide messenger RNA. Its product is annotated as striatin-interacting protein 2-like. Gene Ontology annotation, biological process: cytoskeleton organization. Gene Ontology annotation, cellular component: cytosol. Lineage: Eukaryota; Metazoa; Chordata; Aves; Passeriformes; Tyrannidae. The transcript is spliced from 11 exons. The annotation marks the transcript as partial. The record is from RefSeq and is a predicted model, not a curated record.
GGGUGCCUCCUUCCCCUUGUGCUGCAGCCCCUGGUGAAGCAGGACAGCUUGGACAUCUACAACGAGAGAGACCCCUUCAAGAACGACGAGGCAGGAGUGGAUGAGGAGGAGAACGAUGACGUGGACAGCGGGAUCGAGGGGGAGCUGGACCUGCUGGAGCGGGACACGAUCGUCCCCCCACUGCCCCCGCAGCGCCCGCCCAUCGACAGGGUGUCCUUCCCCAAGGGGCUGCCCUGGGCCCCCAAAGUCAGACAGAAGGACAUCGAGCAUUUCCUGGAGGCAAGCAGGAACAAGUUCAUCGGAUUCACGCUGGGACAGGACACUGAGACCCUGAUCGGGCUCCCACGGCCCAUCCAUGAAAGUGUGAAGACUCUGAAGCAGCACAAGUACGUUUCCAUCUCGGAUGUCCAGAUCAAGAACGAGGAGGAGCUGGAGAAGUGCCCCAUGUCUCUGGGGGAGGAGGAAGUCCAAGAAACCCCCUGUGAGGUCUUGUAUCGAGCCAUGCUGUACAACCUGCCCCAGUACAUGAUAGCUCUGCUAAAAAUCCUGCUGGCUGCUGCCCCCACCUCCAAGGCCAAGACCGACUCCAUCAACAUCCUGGCGGACGUGCUGCCCGAGGAGAUGCCCAUCACCGUCCUGCAGAGCAUGAAGCUGGGCAUGGACGUCAACAGGCACAAGGAGAUCAUCGUCAAGAGCAUCUCGGCCUCGCUGCUGCUGCUCCUCAAGCACUUCAAGCUCAACCACAUCUACCAGUUCGAGUACGUGUCCCAACACCUGGUGUUUGCCAACUGCAUCCCCCUGAUCCUCAAGUUCUUCAACCAGAACAUCAUGUCCUACAUCACUGCCAAGAACAGUGUGUCCGUCCUGGAUUAUCCUCACUGCACGGUGUGUGAGCUGCCCGAGCUGACAGCAGAGAGCCUGGAAGCUGGAGACAACAACCAGUUCUGCUGGAGGAAUCUGUUCUCCUGCAUCAACCUGCUGAGGAUCCUCAACAAACUGACCAAGUGGAAACACUCCAGGACGAUGAUGCUGGUGGUGUUCAAGUCGGCGCCGAUCCUGAAGCGGGCGCUGAAGGUGAAGCAGGCCAUGCUGCAGCUCUACGUGCUCAAGCUGCUCAAGAUCCAGACCAAGUACCUGGGGCGCCAGUGGAGGAAGAGCAACAUGAAGACCAUGUCGGCCAUCUACCAGAAGGUGCGGCACCGCAUGAACGACGACUGGGCCUACGGCAACGGUGAGUGA